AUUACGCCGCCGCGGUGCAGUAUCCUUAUUUCGGCUUUCAGAGUGAAAGUGCAGAAUAUUUUCAAUCUAAACCGGGUGUUUUUCUCGCAAUUUGUGUGUCUGUAAAAAUGUUUUCAACUGUGGAUAAUGCGAAAUACGCCCGUUUGCUGUCCUCGGUGGAAAUUCCCAGUCAUCCGCUUAGCAAACAAAAAAUGGAGCGCAUUGUUCUACGGCAUCUGAAUCGCAGGCAUCCGCGCAUUGCUCCGUGCCCUGCCCCCUGGAUCAUAUUUGCCAUCAACGAAAUGUUUUUCAUCGGGACUUUGGAGUUGAUCGAAGUGGAACUCGCGCUGAAGUACGAUAUCGGGCUUGGUUCCGGAGGAUUGCCACUGGAUGUAUAUCGUCGUCCGGUUGUGCCGGAGCUCGGAUUGCCGUUAGCCAAUCCAGACAUGACUUUCUCGAUAUCCGAUUCAUCCGAUGUGGAAAUUUUGCCCGUCCAGGAAAGGACCAUCGUCGAUCUGACGGGCUGGCCCGGAGAUGAAAGCUUGCAGCCGAAACGGAAGCGGAAAUUGAAGCGGCUCACGAGGGCCCAGAAACGGCAGCGACGGGAAGAGCAAGCGGCCUCGACGGACGAUGAAGAUCAGCCUGAGUUUUGGAUGGAUCUGAUAGAAAUGGACGAUGAUGAGAAUUUCAAUAUCGGCACAUGUGAAGAAAGUGAUUCUAAGUCAUCAUCUCAUGUUCCGGACUACUGGAUACUAUCCGAUGAUGACCCUCCAGUUACCAACCUACGUGUUGGUAUAUUCUGCCCUCGACCGUACCGUGCUCGUUUGAUGAACGCUAUCAUGACGGCAAUGGACAGUUUGCCGAUCGAAAAGCCACAUCCACAAUUCAAGCGGAACGGAUUCCAUCUGGACACACUCUGGUUCCUGGGAGCGAACGCGUACUCUACAUCGUGGAUGAUUUCGACGGUGGAAAAGCUGUCGAAGGAACCGUUCUGGCGCCAGGCUCGAAUUCUCAUUGAACCAUGGAGCAGUAAAUUUGUCGUCAAAAAUGUGCUGCAAUUGGUUUUGCCGUGGAAGCGUUACCCUGGCAACAGGAAAUGGAAAGUUAUACAACGUUUGCGCAAGGCCAACUUGAUGCAUGGAUCAUACCUCUGGAAUCUGAUCGGUUGCAAGUUGGACAAGUGGAAAGUUCAGGUCACGCUGGCCGUUAACGAAGAAACGAUGGAAUCGUUAAAGCGUACCCAGUUUUAUGUUUUCUACGGAUUCAGCCAGUACCGCUGUGAAGUGGUUCAAACUUCGUUGAAGUAAUUACAUAUGUGGACGUCCGUUAAGUACUUGCGAGUUAGAUUAGUUUCAAAGUAGAGAAAUACUGUCGGAAAAGUGCCAUGAAUAUAGUUCAUGAAGGUAUAACAAUGAAUUUCAAAACAUUAAACAGUUAUAUCUGAUGAUGUAAGCUUAUCUGUUUCGUUAAUAAUAAAAUUAGAAUAAAAAAAGGGUCUAUAAACUUCGUGU
Molecule: messenger RNA, 1490 nt
Organism: Aedes albopictus (Asian tiger mosquito)
Lineage: Eukaryota; Metazoa; Arthropoda; Insecta; Diptera; Culicidae
Exons: 3
Coding region: 108-1286 (392 amino acids)
Source: RefSeq, a predicted model, not a curated record